Molecule: messenger RNA, 1962 nt
Organism: Angiostrongylus costaricensis
Lineage: Eukaryota; Metazoa; Nematoda; Chromadorea; Rhabditida; Metastrongylidae
Source: the annotation of a GenBank genome assembly
AUGGUAAAAGUUAAAUGUAACGAAGUCGAAUACUUAAUUCAAAAAGGAAAAAAACAUAAGUUGGAGGGCAAUCGUAUAUUUUCAGUGACCGCUGCGGUACCCGGUCCAUCGUUGGUGAACCGACCGCCGGUGUUGGUCAUCGCCAACGAUUCAACGCGUUUCGACGUGCGAAGGAAAUUGAUGAAUUCACCACCGUUGAUUCGCGAACAAGGUCCGUCAGCACCGUCAUCACCAACGUCACCUCGCCUUAGAAGACCGCUUCCACUGACCGAAGAUACUAUGCAUCGCAUUAAUUUGCUGAACUCCGGUUACGACUAUGGGAAGUUGAUGCCGAUGCCGCCAUACGCAACAUCGGAUCUUGGAUCGAGUCCGCGUUCAUCGAUAAGCGUUCCAUCUGCGAAUCUGGCACCGUGGACUACUUUCCGUGAUAAUCAUAAAAAUAGUUUCGACCUCGAUGACGGGGCAUCAGAUGUGUCUCGUAAGGAUUUGCUGUCACCAGGAAUGAUGUUCUCGCCGGCUCCGUUUUCACCGUUUUCUGAUUGUGAAGAUAACGAAACACCAUAUUCGGCGUACGCCCGAUCACCGAACUUAUCUCCUAAUCCAUUGACAAAAAGCUUCAAUCACUUCAGCUUCGAUCAAAUACGAAGCAGUAGUUCGAUGUCUGGUCGUCAUCUCAUGGUGCCCGAGUCGCAUUCGUUGGGUUCAGAAUCACGAGAACGAAGCCGAUCGGAUAGCGAUAUGUCGCCGAAAGACGAAAUUAUGGAUACUUCUAUACAGUCUACGAUUUCGGUACCAGUUACGACACUUAGACGACUCUCGUCAACUGGUCAGUACAAAAAACGUCUUCUACAGAAGUAUCAAGAAGAGCAAGAAGAGCGAUUAGCAUCAAAACAACGUAGUAGCAGCAGUCCACCUCAUAGUGCUACUGAAUCUGAAAUCGAUGACUCGGAUCUUCGUAGUGUCAGCAGACUGGCGUCACGGCAACCGACUAUAGAAGAACCGCCUCCAUCACCAACAAAUGACGGUGCUAUCAAUGAAAACCUGGAAAGUGCUAUGAGACGAGCAAUUGGAGAUCCUGAUCAAAUCCAGAUGUGGAUGGAACGACAAAUUGUCGCUUUGCAAGCAGUGAAUAUGUACAAUAAUGCAGUAAAUAAUAGACUCCUUCAGUUGCCGAACCCACAACUUCUCGCACCGCCCAAUGAUCACUUAUCACGGGGUCCAUUACUACGACAAAGCACAAUGGACGUUGACACGGGUCUUAGUGGUGCGGGACCGUUGAAAGCUACAACGUUAUGGCGACGGAGUCGUUCCGAAUCAGACGUCGGCCGUACUCUUACGAUCGGACCAUUCACGUGUACCAUAUGUGGCCAGGGAUUUGCACUUCAUGACCGAUUAGCAAAACACAUUGCGUCACGUCAUCGUGAUCGGUCUGCAUCAGCGAUCGCUGAUGGUGAUGGCGCGAAAUCGCACAAAUGCAACGUUUGUAACAAGAGCUUUGGACGAAGUGAUAUGCUAACGAGACAUAUGCGAUUGCACACUGGUCUUAAGCCGUACAGUUGCCAAUUAUGUGGACAGGUUUUCUCGCGUUCUGAUCACCUCAGUACUCAUCAGCGAACUCACACCGGCGAGAAACCGUACCAGUGUCCACUAUGCCAAUACGCGGCCAGUCGUCGCGAUAUGAUUACGCGUCAUCUACGAACCCACGUACGACCAGACGGUUCACCAGUAGACAUCUCGGUGCCGAUCGCUCAACUGUCAUUAACGCCAUCACUAUCUCCGCUACCACCAAAUUUCGGCCAACCAUCUCCACAACCAAGAAAUGAUGUUCGGCAUAUAGAAUCUGAUUGCUUACGAUGGCUUACUCAGCCUAUGGCGGUGUUACAGGCUCUUCCAGAGAUGGAUAUCGUUCAUGACAGCGUCAGCCAAUCACAGUUAGUAGGCAUUUACAGUGAUGACCAGUAG